Molecule: messenger RNA, 2070 nt
Organism: Papaver somniferum (opium poppy)
Lineage: Eukaryota; Viridiplantae; Streptophyta; Magnoliopsida; Ranunculales; Papaveraceae
Product: UDP-glucose 6-dehydrogenase 5-like
Exons: 1
Coding region: 158-1615 (485 amino acids)
Biological process (GO): glycosaminoglycan biosynthetic process
Cellular component (GO): cytosol; nucleus
Molecular function (GO): UDP-glucose 6-dehydrogenase activity; NAD binding
Source: RefSeq, a predicted model, not a curated record
AGAAACCCUAUGUAUGUUCCUUUUGAGCUCUCAAAGAUCCAGGGCAUGCAGUUUAGCGGUUGUUAUCAGAGUUAACUAGAAAAUUGGUCUUUCUCAAUCGAGAAUCCAUUGAUCAAGAAGCAAAAGAAUAAGAAAACACGCAUAAAGUCGUUCCGAAAUGGUAAAAAUAUGUUGCAUCGGGGCCGGUUACGUUGGAGGACCGACAAUGGCAAUGAUCGCCUACAAGUGCCCUGAUAUUCAAGUGGUCGUCGUGGAUAUUUCAGUUCCGCGUAUCAAUGCCUGGAACAGUGACCGUCUCCCAAUUUUUGAGCCUGGCCUUGAUGAAGUUGUCAAAUCAUGCAGAAACACCAAUCUCUUCUUUAGUUCAGACGUCGAGUCCCAUAUUGCGGAUUCCGAUAUCAUCUUCGUCUCAGUCAAUACCCCAACCAAAACCCGUGGUCUUGGAGCUGGCAAGGCAGCUGAUCUCACUUACUGGGAAAGUGCUGCCCGUAUGAUUGCUGAUGUCGCCAAGUCCGACAAGAUUGUGGUAGAGAAGUCGACCGUCCCCGUGAAGACUGCAGAGGCCAUCGAGAAGAUCUUAAACCACAGCAGUCGUGAUGGUGUUAACUUCCAAAUACUCUCGAACCCUGAAUUCCUUGCAGAGGGUACUGCAAUUGAUGACCUCACUAAUCCAGAUCGGGUCCUCAUAGGAGGACGUCAGACCCCUGAAGGACAGAAGGCCGUGGCUGCUCUUAAGGGUGUGUACGCCAAAUGGGUCCCCGAGGAUCGUAUCAUAACCACAAAUUUAUGGUCAGCAGAACUCUCAAAGCUGGCAGCAAAUGCAAUAUUGGCUCAAAGGAUCUCCUCUAUCAAUGCGAUGUCUGCAUUAUGCGAAGCAACGGGUGCUAAUGUCUCGGAGGUUGCUUAUGCCGUGGGUAAGGACACUAGGAUUGGCCCCAAGUUCUUGAACGCAAGUGUCGGGUUCGGCGGUUCAUGCUUCCAGAAGGACAUACUGAACCUGGUGUACAUUUGUGAGUGCAACGGUCUGACAGAGGUGGCAAACUAUUGGAGGCAGGUAGUCCAGAUUAAUGACUACCAGAAGUUGAGGUUUGUGAACAGGGUAGUGUCAUCCAUGUUCAACACUGUAUCGGGAAAGAAGAUACUAGUGUUAGGAUUCGCAUUUAAGAAGGAUACCGGUGACACUAGGGAGACGCCUGCAAUAGAUAUCUGCUUGGGUCUAUUAGGGGACAAAGCAAAGUUGUCAAUCUACGAUCCACAGGUAAGUGAGGAUCAAAUUAGAAGGGAUCUAACGACGAGCAAAUUUGACUGGGAUCAUCCGCAGCACCUGGUCCCAAGUAGUCCUACAGCUAAAUCGAAGGAAAUGGUGACUGUCACAUGGGAUGCAUAUGAAGCAGCCAAGGGAGCUCAUGGUAUCUGCAUCAUGACGGAGUGGGAUGAGUUCAAAUUCUUAGAUUACCAGAGGAUCUACGAUGGAAUGGAGAAACCGGCAUUUGUAUUCGAUGGAAGGAAUGUAGUGAAUCCUGAUGAACUAAGAAAGAUUGGAUUCAUCGUAUACUCUAUAGGCAAACCAUUAGAUGCUUGGAUGAAGGAUCUCCCAGCUGCCCCUUUAACCUAACAUCCUCCGCUUAGCACUUUCCAUUUUCUGUUUCUUUACCAUUAGCACCAGUUCUCUUGUAAGAUUUACCUAAGUUUUCUUUUCUUUGUUUUGUUUCUUGAACUACUUCACCAAAUCAUCUUCAAAUCACUUUCUUCCUGUCACCUGCUAACUUGUCUUACAGAAAACAAAACAUGAAACCUAUCUAUGAAAAGGAAACUGGUUCUCUUGGACGUUUAAGAAAGAUGUGCAGUUGCUUACUGAAAAAAAACAACGCUAAUAGAUUUCAUUUUGAACAAUUACCAAAUAAGAGAUUAUAUACGCCAACUGUGAAGAAGAACGAGGAAAACGAAAAACUAACUUGCACAAAAAUGAAUAAAUAGUCUAAUCUAAUCUCUUCAGCAUUUGAAGUUCCGUACAGCAUGCUUUAUCUAAUCUAGCUCAACAAACGACUACAGCCGGUAAAUGUUACAAAG